AUGCGCGCUGCGCCGCGCCUCCGCGAAAACCAUCGCGAUGGCCGCCGGAAGCGGAAGCGGUGGUGGCGUCAUCGGCGGCGCGCCGCGGCGCGGGGCGACGGGCCGGGCAUGAGCGCGGCCGAGCGGGGCCCGGCCCCGGGGGGCGGUGGCGCCGGCCCCGGGCGAGGCCCCGUAGCAGAAGCGGGCGGCGGGCGGAAGGCGCGGGGGCGGCCGCGGCUGACGGAGUCCGACCGGGCGCGGCGGCGGCUGGAGUCGCGGAAGAAGUACGACGUGCGGCGGGUGUACCUGGGCGAGGCGCACGGGCCCUGGGUUGACCUGCGCCGCCGCAGCGGCUGGAGCGAUGCGAAGCUGGCGGCCUACCUGCUGGGGCUGGAGCGGGGGCAGCGCGCCGGGCGGCGCGGGAAGCCGUGGGAGCAGAUCCCUAAAAAGCCCAAACGGAAGAAAAGGCGGCGGCGCAACGUGAACUGCCUGAGGCACGCGGUGAUCUGGUACGAGGACCACCGGCAGCGCUGCCCCUACGAGCCGCGGCUGGCGGAGCUGGACCCCUCGGUGGGGCUCUACACCACGGCCGUCUGGCAGUGCGAGCGCGGGCACCGCUACUUCCAGGACCUGCACUCGCCUCUGCGGCCCCUCAGCGACUCCGACGGGGACAGUGACGACGCAGCAGCUCCUGGCAGCUCCUCCUCCUCCUCAGGGGGCUGCAGCUCAGGCUCCGAGACGAUGCAAGGGGGGGCCCCGUCGACGCCCGGUGGAGUGGCGGUGGCCCCCCCCGCAGGUCCAGGCCCCCCCGAGGGCGCUGCAGAGGGUCGGGGAGCAGCGCUGGAGGCUGUGGUCUGUGUGCCGCUGCCACUGCCUCUGCGGCUGGGCACGGGGCGUGGGCCACUGACGGAGGGGGGGCCCCACACCCUUCUGCAGGGGCCCCCCCUCCUCAUCCUGGCUAGCCCCGGCUAUGAUGCGCUGGGAGGGCUACAGCUGGAUGUGGGGGGGGAUGAGGUGCCCUGUGCUCUGCUGGAGGCGGGGGGCACCUUCCCCCCACACCCUCUGGAGCCCCACCUCCCCAAGACAGAGGAGGACGAGGUGCUGGGGCUGAAGCAGGAGGAGGUGCCCCUCCCUGCCGCCGAGCCCCCCCCCCAGCCCCCUCCGGAGCCCCCCCGGGAGCCCUCCCCACCCCCCCUGGCUGAGGAUGCUGACAGUGGUGACGUAUCGGCCAUCAUCUACGAGAUUCCCAAAGAGCCGGAGAGGCGUCGGCGGAGCAGGCGGGGCCGUGCCCCCCCCCCCGACCCCAAGGAGCUCCCGGAGCCGAUCGCCUGCCCCUACUCAGGCUGUGGGCAGGUCUACGUUGCUCUCAGCAGCUUCCAGAACCACGUCAACCUGGUGCACCGCAAGGGCCGGACCCAGCAGUGCCCCCAGCCCGGCUGCGGAAAGAGAUUUUACCUGGCCAACCACCUGCGUCGGCACAUGGUCAUCCACUCUGGCGUACGGGAGUUCACGUGCGAGACCUGCGGGAAAUCCUUCAAGCGCAAGAACCACCUGGAGGUGCACAGGCGGACACACACCGGGGAGACCCCCCUGCAGUGUGAGGUCUGCGGGUACCGCUGCCGCCAGCGUGCCUCCCUGACAUGGCACAUGAGGCGUCACGGGGGGCCCGGGCUGCGCCCCUUCCCCUGCGAGCGCUGCGGGAGGCGCUUCGAGCGCCCUGAGGGCCUCAAGUUCCACGCACUCAAGAGCCACUCCGAGCCCCGUGGCACCUAGCUGGGGGGGGGGGGGGGUUACCCCCCUGCCCCCUUGGGUCGCCCUGACUUCCCUGAGGUUGCCUCAUGGCAUGUGGAGGUGAGGAAGUACCCCCUGGGGGGUCCUGACACCGUGCCCCCCCGCCCCCCCUGCCCCCUCCCCUCCAUGGGGCACCCUGAGCUCCCUGUGCUUGGUGGAGCUUGGGGGGUUCCCAACCCCCCCCCUCCCCCCACCAUGGGGCACCCUGAGCUCCCUGUGCUUGGUGGAGCUUGGGGGGUUCCCAACCCCCCCACCACCACCAUGGGGCACCCUGAGCUCCCUGUGCUUGGUGGGGCUCCGCACCCCUCCUGGGGCCCCACAGCUGCCCCCAGCACAGGACCCUGACACCCCCCCCAGGAUCCCUCCAUCGCCCCGGGACACAUCCGACCCCCCACCCUGACUCACUCUUUAUUUAUUUCCUGAUUCAGUUGUCAUCCCCCUCCUCCCCUGGGGCAACUGGGUCUUGUUGGGGGGGGGGUGGGGACACUGGUUUUGUCUUGGAAGAGAGGGACCUGACUCCCCCAGGGCCCGCUGACACCCCCUCGUUCUAUUAAAGCGAUGGCUUUUA
Tyto alba (common barn owl) is the source of this 2338-nucleotide messenger RNA. It is a transcript of the gene ZNF653, whose product is annotated as zinc finger protein 653. Gene Ontology annotation, cellular component: nucleus. Lineage: Eukaryota; Metazoa; Chordata; Aves; Strigiformes; Tytonidae. Gene Ontology annotation, biological process: regulation of transcription by RNA polymerase II. Bases 1 to 1752 code for a protein of 583 amino acids. The record is from RefSeq and is a predicted model, not a curated record. Gene Ontology annotation, molecular function: transcription coregulator activity. The transcript is spliced from 9 exons.